CUCAUACGCGAUGGGCGAUAAAUAGGCAUUAAAUCGUGGGUGCGGUCAGUCGGGCAAUUGUCAGUGUCAGUGAGAAAAAUUUUCACGCUAUUUUUCAGGCUGUAGGAUUGCUGUGGCAGAAUGUUCCGAUCGGUGGCGUCUCAGCUCGUGAAAGUGGCUCGUGGCUCCAUGGGGCUCACGGUGCCCCGCUUGGGAGCCGUUGCGGCUGUCCGUCAGAGCCACGGAGGCCCCGUGGAGACAGAUGAGGAGUUCGAUGCUCGCUAUGAGGCCUACUUCAACCGGCCCGACAUUGAUGGCUGGGAAGUCCGGAAGGGAAUGAAUGACAUUCUGGGUAUGGAUCUGGUGCCGGAGCCCAAGAUCAUCAUUGCCGGUCUGAAGGCGUGCAGGCGCGUGAAUGACUACGCGCUGGCCAUCAGGUGGCUGGAGGGUGUGAUCGACAAGUGCGGCCCGAAGAAGGCUGAGAUCUAUCCGUAUCUCCUGUCCGAGAUUCGGCCCACUCUCGACCAGCUGGGCGUGAACACGCCCGAGGAGCUGGGCUACGACACCCCCGAGUUGGCCCUCAAGACCGUCUGGGAGGAUUAGAGAUUUGUUAUGUAAUCAUCAGCUCGUGAGUGAGGUUAUGCGUAGCCAGUUCCAGCCAUCAGCGUAAAAUGUAUUUAAAACUGGGUAAUUCACCAAAAAUAAAUGGUCAAAAUUAGGCAAUCCA
Molecule: messenger RNA, 706 nt
Organism: Phlebotomus argentipes
Lineage: Eukaryota; Metazoa; Arthropoda; Insecta; Diptera; Psychodidae
Gene: COX5A
Product: cytochrome c oxidase subunit 5A, mitochondrial
Exons: 2
Coding region: 121-582 (153 amino acids)
Biological process (GO): mitochondrial electron transport, cytochrome c to oxygen
Cellular component (GO): mitochondrial inner membrane
Source: RefSeq, a predicted model, not a curated record